This is a messenger RNA of Lytechinus variegatus (green sea urchin), 2792 nucleotides long. RefSeq names its product protein MTSS 1-like. Gene Ontology annotation, molecular function: phospholipid binding; actin binding. The record is from RefSeq and is a predicted model, not a curated record. The transcript is spliced from 10 exons. Bases 96 to 2792 code for a protein of 898 amino acids. Gene Ontology annotation, biological process: plasma membrane organization; cell projection assembly. Gene Ontology annotation, cellular component: actin cytoskeleton; cytoplasmic side of plasma membrane. Lineage: Eukaryota; Metazoa; Echinodermata; Echinoidea; Temnopleuroida; Toxopneustidae.
CAGGUGCAUCAAAGGAGCUUGGAGCCUCCCUGACACGACUCUGCCUUCGACACAAAUCAAUAGAACUCAAGCUCAAGUCCUUCUCAAGUUCAAUAAUGGAAUAUUUGGUGGUCCCUCUUCAAGAUAAGACAGAAGAAUGGAAGAAGGUUACAGUUCAACUUGACAAGGAUCAUGCAAAAGAGUACAAGAAGGCUAGGCAGGAUAUCAAGAAGAAGUCUUCGGACACUAUCAGACUUCAAAAGAAAGCAAGAAAAGGAAAACCCCAUGUGCAAUACCAACUAGACAGCGCCAUGCAGGAUGUCAAUGAUAUGUUCGUCUUGCUUGAGGAAGCAGAGAAGAGUGCUUGCCGUAAUGCCCUCAUCGAGGAGAGAAGUCGAUUCUGCACUUUGGUCGGAUUCCUUAGACCAGUUGUUGAGGAUGAGAUCUCCUUGCUCUCUGAGGUUGUGCAUCUUCAGACCGUCAUGGAGGAUCUGAGCACCCAGAGUAAAGACCCUCACAUUCUACCACCAGCCAGUGAACAGGUCAUCUUAGAUCUGAAGGGUCAAGAUGUCCAGUGGUCAUAUACUCCACCAAGUUCUCCAACCCCAUCAAAUGGCUCCCGCAAGUCCAGCAUGUGCAGCCUGAGUAGCCUGAACAGCUCUGACUCUCGCUCCAGUGGUUCCAUGGCUUCGGCCCACUCCAACCACUCUCAUCCCAGUACCGGAGGUCCCAACGGCUCCUCUCUCCACAGCUACCACCGGCAUCGCAGCCUCUCGCAGCCCAGCAACCCCGCCUGCCGACUCUCCAGCGUCUCAUCCCAGGAUUCCGGUUUCACCUCCCAGGACACGCUCUUCACCAGGCCGGGAUCGCCUCCGUCAUCGUCGACCAGCAGCGGUGGGAGCCAGGCACCCCAGCAGCUCCCUCAUGGUAGAUUAUCAUCCAGCGACCAGUCAUCAAGCGAGGGAAGUACCCCUUCCUCAUCCCCAUCCCCUGCCUACCCCGCCCCACCAUCCUCACAAAUGGCCCCUACCCCACCCUGGUUAGAGAACAAAGUCCCCACAGCCAUCACAUCCACCACGCCUUCUGUGCCAGGUCCCAAGAAGCAGCCAAAGCCGGUACCCACGCCCAUGGUGUCCUUCAUGAAGCCCCCGACAGGCGAGGGCGCCAAACAGACUCCCCUCAAGAACGGCAAGCCCGGAAAACAAGUCCUGCCAGAUUUCAAUAUGACACAGCCCAACCAGAUUGUGCCUCAACCCUUGUCUUCAACUAACGGAACUGACCAACCAACCAAUCACUCUGCUACAAGGAGAGCUUCUCAAGGUUCAGCUCCCCUUGACCUUGAGGCAGUUCUUGCAAGAGGUGCAGCAGAGAGGAAGGUGGAUGCGGACCCAAUCUAUGCCACACCAGGACCGGUCCGGGGUAAGCCCUCUAAGCUGGAUGUGGCUCCUAACAUGACCCCCAUGAGUCAAAGGUCAGCGGGGUCAAGUGGAUACGGCACUCAGGCCAGCUCUCCAAAUACGUCCAGCGACACUGUCAACUCAUCAGAAUACGACCCCUACUCAGUCUGUGACAGCAACGUCAACUAUCCUGACAUAAGUAAAUCUGCAACUCUCCCGCGACAUUUCAAUCCAUCCUCAAUCUUUCAGGCUGUAUCAACAGCUUCAUCAUCGUCAUCGUCUUCUUCGUCCUCGUCGUCAUCCUCCUCCUCCUCUUCAUCGGCGUCAACCUCUCACACCCAGAUGCACCGCCGUCACUCCUCAAUCGGUGCUUUCACCAACAAUGAUAUGUCCAUCCACGGCACUGUACGCCGCAGGAAACCGCCGCCACCAAUCCGCAGGACGCCGUCUGGUAACUCGCUCUCGUUCAGCCUUACGGAAUCCAACAGCGCCCCACAGUUUGAUGAGUCUGGCAAGUUCAAGGUGCCCCCUCCGACGAUGCCAGCUAAAGACACCCCAGCCAAGGUUGCGCGUAGCCAGAGCCUUCGGAUAGGGAUUGAUGAUAAUAUGGCCCAAGCUAUGAGUAGGGUUGCGUUGAAAGAAAGUUUGGAUGCUAAACUGGCAGAGAGACGUAAUUCACCAAGGACUCCACCCAGUGAUCUUGGCAACAAACAACCUGUCUUUACUGUAGGUAGCAAUGGUCAAGAUGGACAAUCACAAUAUGGCAUGUCUACACCUGGUUCCAGGCAUAGCAUCGCACAUCCCCCUUCAUCUUUUCAACAACAGUCGUAUGCUCAGCAGCAACAACAACAGCAAGAACUGCAAUAUCAUCUACAACUCCAACAGCAGAAGCAUCAACAGCAACUUCAGCAGCAACAUAAGCAACUCCAGCUACAACAACAGCCACAGUAUCAACAACAACAAAAUCAGCAGCAAGUACAGUCCCAGCCACAGCAACAAUAUAUGCAGUACCAGUACGAACAACAGCAACAGCAGCAGCAGCAAUCAUACCAACCACAGGCUCAACAAAAUCACUAUCAGACUCUGCCCCCGCAACCCAAGACUCCGCAGCAGUCACAGCAGUACCCUCCCCCACAAGGGUAUGGUUACACCACACCAGACGGUAAAUGUAUACCCCAACCCCCAUCUUUCAACCCCCCUACUCCACCAGCAGAGGGCAGCCCUCUCCCCCCUCCUCCAAUGUCCAUGUUGACUCCGCCAUCCCACCAGCAGCAGCAACCAGCUCCGGUAGAGAGCGAAUCAGAGGAGGAGGAAGAGACGGGGGUCGGGGCGAUGGCUGAGAUCAGACGGGGAGUCAAGCUGAGGAAAACCACCGCAGUGAAUGACCGCUCGGCACCGAGGUUAACGUCCCCUUGA